UAUUUGAACAAUAUCAAUUGAACAGCAAAGGAAUUUCAAAACCCAAAUUCGACUUUACUAGAGACAUGCCUGGGUUAAAUCGUAGCAUUUUUAUAGCAUGUAUUUUCUACAUCAACAAUGUGCACUUUUGUGAGUCAGAAACGACAUGCACGGUUGGACAAACGUCUUCUGAUUUAUUAGAAACUAAUUUGACUGAGAGAAUACUAUCCUUUGUCGCAGAUGGAAAACCUCAGGCUUUAUUUGCCUCGAUAAAAAACUUCCACGAUACUUGGAAACUAUGUGGUGUCAACACAAAAUUACAAAUCGUGAAAAAAGGAAGAGAGUUCGUGGAGUUUAUUAAAAAAAGAUUUGGCAUUGAUGCAAGCACCUUAACGGAUGAGCAAUUGUAUCAGGGUCAGCCCGUAGAGUUAAGCGGCUAUCUAUUCUUUGGCUUUGUUUUUGAUACUAAGCUAAGAACAGUGACUGAAAUAACGCAAGGUCUCGGUAAAGUGACGAAUUAUAAUGGCCCACAUAGCAACGAGAUCGGCUUUGCAGUCACUGCGAGAAAGACUAUCGCAUCAAAAGGCCAAUGGACUGGUACUAUUCCGAGAGGUGCGUUUAUGUACACGCGUAGCAUUCUCCUACCCAAAUGUGAUAAUACAGAGACUGACGUCAUAGAAGGCAGUACAACAUAUCCGUUGUACAUUGACUCGGAUGGAUUUGCGUCAUUUGAGUAUGUCGUAUACUCUGAAAAAUAUGGACAAGGGGUAAUGCAUGGCGAAGAAAUACAUUCCCAAGCAGCAUAUGUGGUAUCAAUGACUAUGAAAUUUUCUGAUUAAAACAAAAGAACAAAAUAAAGACUUUUUAGAGAUAAUAACUAUA
Molecule: messenger RNA, 861 nt
Organism: Owenia fusiformis
Lineage: Eukaryota; Metazoa; Annelida; Polychaeta; Sabellida; Oweniidae
Source: the annotation of a GenBank genome assembly